This is a messenger RNA of Stegodyphus dumicola, 1281 nucleotides long. RefSeq lists its product as uncharacterized. The record is from RefSeq and is a predicted model, not a curated record. Lineage: Eukaryota; Metazoa; Arthropoda; Arachnida; Araneae; Eresidae.
AUGCAGUUCUUGGCAGAAGAAGUGGAAGGUGGAAGUGGAGUUGUAGUUGCAGCACAAAGAGUUAAAGAUGGUGGUAGCCAAGCAAGUUUUGUUCACACAAACCUCAUUGAAAAACUGAAGCUUAAAGUUGUCAGUUCUGCCUCACUUUCAGUUCAAGCAUUUGAAUCUUUUACUUCACAAGAACAACGUAGAUGUGUUCAACUGUCACUUUCAAGUUUGUGGAGCAACCAAGCAUUUUUGAUCUCCGCAUUUGAAAGCUCCAAUUCCUAUACUACACAUCCUACUGCUCCACCAGAAAUAGUUCACUUUGCUCAGAAGAAAAGAUUGAGAAUUGCUGAUCCUCCGGAUGACUCUUCACUGCCCAUAGAAAUACUUAUUGGUGGUGAUCAUUAUUGGCAAAUUGUUUCCACAGAAGCUCCAAUCAAGCUUUCAGAAUCUUUUGUUAUGGUACCGUCAGUGUUUGGAUGGGUUCUUAGUGGAACAAGAACACAUACUACAAUCGCUGAGAAGACUUCUGUCCAUCAAGUUUGUGUGCAAGUUAAAACUGAUUGUUUAAAUGAUCAGGGAUACAAGAUGCGCAGAAACGAAGAAAUGACUACUCGAGAUGAAGAAAUUUUAUCAGAAUUUCACAAAACUUACAACACUGAAGACAAUCGAAGAAUUGUGUCUCUGCCUAGAAAACCAUUGGUCACACCUUUGCCUACAAACAAAAUUAUAGCGGAAAACAGAUUUCAUUCUCUUCAAAAAAGACUUGCAUCUAGUGAUGUGUUAAAGACACAAUAUGACAAAUGCAUGCUGAAUUACAUUGAACAAAAGCAUGUUGAAGUUUGUUCCAUAGAUGAAUCCAAUGAGAAGCCAGUAUAUUACCUUCCUCAUCAUGCUGUAAGAAAGAAAACGCAAUCUGAAACCAAGUGGAGAAUUGUGUUUGAUGCUUCCUCGCAUGCUCCAGGAAUGAUUUCACUGAACGAUACCUUGGAAGCUGGCCCGAAUCUUCUUCCUGAAUCUAUUGGUUGUCUACUAAGAUUUCGAUUGCAUGAAUUCGCUGUUACAUGUGAUGGUAAGCAAGCUUUUUUACAGUUGUCACUACAUAAAGAAGAUAGGGACGUCACAAAAUUUUUCUGGUACAAAUUAAAAUCUGAUUCAUCUCAACCUACUACUUUUACAGAUGAAAUAACUGUUUACAGAUUUACUCGUUUACCAUUUGGCCUUUUUUACUCUGUGCUGCGACACGAGAAUUGGCUGCAAAACAUAUCGCAGAAUUUCCAAUUGCUGCACCAAUGA